Chrysoperla carnea is the source of this 4254-nucleotide messenger RNA. Its product is annotated as protein argonaute-2-like. NCBI's taxonomy places the organism in Eukaryota, Metazoa, Arthropoda, Insecta, Neuroptera, Chrysopidae. The transcript has 12 exons. Bases 214 to 3384 code for a protein of 1056 amino acids. Gene Ontology annotation, molecular function: protein binding; RNA binding. The record is from RefSeq and is a predicted model, not a curated record.
CGAAUAUAUGAAUAUGGUCCUUGUUUAGUAUUAAUAAGAACUUCAUAUGUUCUACAUCUGUUCUAUAGAAGUAAUAGAAGUUUAAGAGUUUAAGCUAUUAUUUAUUCCAGAAGAAAAUUUUAAAGAGAAUAUUUGCAAUCUUACUUUUACAACACGUCAGCGAUCUCAUCAGCGAUACAUUGAAAAAAUAUUUGUGAAUAAUUUAAGUUAAUAAUGGGCAAAAAAAAAGGAAAGGGAAAAUCAGGUCAGGAUGAUUCGAAGAAACCUACUGAAACUGCACCAGAAGCCUCAAGUUUAAAUCCCCAAGAAGAUAAGCCUGGACCAAAGGAAGUUGAAAAACCUAUUGUGAAACAAGAAGCAGGGCAGAAAAAAGUUUGGGGUAAAGUUGCAGAACCCCCUCAAGUUCCAAGUGGUGAUCCACAACAACAAGAAAAAGGAGAUCAUCGUGAGGUCGGUGAACAACGCUCAAAAGGUGGCAAACAAGAUCAAAGUUCGGGUGCUGAACAUCCCCCUCAAAGUGAUAAACAACCCGCUAAAGGUGGACAGCAAAAAAAGAAAGGGGGGCCACAUCAAAAGGGUGAUCAACAACAGACCGAUCAACAACCUCGAGGCCCUCAACCACCUGGUGGGCAACAACAAAAAGGGGAACGUCCGGGAAGUGCUCCGUUCCAGAAACGUGAACAACCUAAAGUUCAACGCCCGGCUAGUGCAGUUGUUAGUCCAAGUAGUACCGGAACUAUUCCAAAAACUGAACAAAAACAACCACCAGGAAAGCAACCAGGGAAAAAACAAGAUGGGGUAAAAAAUGUACAAGCAUCCAGUUCAGCUCCUGUUAUGAGUGCUGAACAAAAAACUAAUAUUGACAAAUUAAGUACACAAUUACAGUUAAACUUAAAUUUUGAUUCAAUCAGUCCAAAUUCCAAAAAAGGUGGAACAAAGGGAAGAUUAUGUAGAAUUGAAACAAAUUAUUUGAAAUUAAGAUUAACUAAAUUGAAAAAAACCGCGUAUCAUUAUGAUGUAGAAUUCACACCUGAAAAAGGACCUAAGAGAUUUUAUGUACUAGCUAUGGAAAAUUUCCGUUUGAAAUAUUUUCCAAAUAAACAUCCAGCUUUUGACGGUCGAAAAAAUUUAUAUAGUGCGGUACCAUUGAUUGACGCUAGAAAUAAAGUACCGGUUAUGGAAGGUGAAGUUAGUAUAGAAGAUGAAAAUAACCGAGCUACAGAUUUUAAAAUAAAAAUACAAUUAGCUGCUACAAUUGAUUUGACAACAUUAGAUAAUUACAUGGCUGGUCAAAAUAUGGAAAAACCACAACGCGCUAUACAAUGUUUGGAUAUUGUGUUUCGACACGCUCCAUCCAUGGUAUUUACAAGAGUUGGGCGAUCAUUUUUUGCACCACCAUCGUCACCACAGAUCAUUAAAUUGACUGGUGGUAUGGAAUUAUGGCAUGGUAUUUUCCAGAGUGCUAUUUUGGGAUCUGAGCCGUUUUUAAAUGUUGAUGUCGCCAACAAAGCUUUUCCAAUUGAACAAACCGUGAUACAACUUUUAUUAGAGUUAAUGGAUACAGGUUUUCGUGAACCUCGGGAUAAUAGACCUGCACUUAAUUCGGAAUUGCGAUUCGACAUUUAUGAUAAGUUGAAAGGAUUUAUUAAAGGAUUAAAAAUUAAAUAUCAAAUUCCACAAAAAGCAACCACAACUCGCAUCGCUAAAGUUGUAAAUGUUGUUGGAUCUGCAAGAAAAGAAAAAUUCAAAUUAAAUGACACUCAAGAAAUGACAGUAGAAGAAUAUUUCCUUAGAGAGAAGAAUUAUAGGUUGCAAUAUCCAAAUUUGCCAUGUUUACACGUUGGAAAUCCAAGUAAAAAAAUAUAUUAUCCUGCAGAACUAUGUACAAUUGUUGCUGGUCAAGUAAUCAAUAAAAAAUUGAAUGAAGAACAAACUACGAAAAUGAUUAGGCAAACAGCUACGUCGACAUAUGAUAGAAAACAGAAGAUUAUGUCAACUGUUAAUAAACUCCAAUUCAAUGAUAACUUAUGCAUGAAAGAAUUUGGAUUAGAAGUGGACCAAAAAUUCGUAGAGGUGAAUUCACGUGUCUUAGAUCCACCUGAUUUACGUUAUUAUAACAAUUUCGUAAGACCUCAAGAUGGAACUUGGCGCCCAAGUAAAUUCUUCCAAUCAUCUAGAAUGAUACAAUGGACAAUAUUAAAUUUGGAUUAUCGUAUGCGCAAAGAGGAAUUAAAAAGAUUCGAAGAUAUGGUAAAAGACUCAGGAAUGCAAAUGGGUAUGACUGUUCAAAAUCCACUGGUGUCUAUGGCACUCGAUAUCGAUCGAGCAAGACCAGAUGACGUAGAUAGAUACUUCAUGGACUGCGCAAAAAAACAAAUUGAUUUGGUGUUUAUUGUGUUACCUUCGCAAAGAACUUCAGACGUAUAUUGUCAGAUGAAACAGAAGGCUGAACUUAAACAUGGUGUUUUAACACAAUGUAUUAAAUCUAAAACGAUGAGUAGAAUGAAUCGAUCAACUGUGUCGAAUAUUCUUCUUAAAGUGAAUGCCAAACUAAAUGGCACCAAUCAUGUGUUUAAGACACCUCCAAAAAUAUUAAUUGAUGAAGUUUGUAUGAUUGUUGGAGCUGAUGUAACUCAUCCAUCGCCUGAUCAACAGGCUGUUCCAAGUGUGGCAGCGGUUGCUGCCAGCUGUGAUUUACAUGGAGCUGUCUAUAACUUCCAUUGGAGUUUACAACAUCCAACUGUUGAAAUAAUUGAAGAUUUAGGAUCAAUCAUAAAAAAACAACUAAUGCAAUUUAGAGAAAAAACAAAAAAAGUUCCUACUUCAAUUCUAUUUUUUAGAGAUGGGGUCUCUGAAGGGCAAUUUUCUGAAGUCCGACAUAAAGAAAUAUCAGCUAUUGAAAAAGCUUGCCGUGAAUUAAGUCAAAGUUAUAGGCCUAAAAUAACAUUUUUAGUUGUGCAAAAAAGACAUCAUACAAGAUUUUUCCCCAUACGCCGAGAAGAUGGAGAUAAAAAUGGAAAUGUACAACCAGGAACUUGUGUGGACUCGGUUAUUACGUUCCCGAAUAAAAUGGAUUUUUAUUUAUGCAGUCAUGCCUCUUUACAGGGUGUAAGCAGGCCAACCAGAUAUUGUGUUCUAUUAAAUGAGCAUAGUUUUAAUGAAGAUGAUAUCGAAGAACUAACGUAUUAUCUUUGUCAUUUAUUUACACGAUGUACAAGAUCUGUUUCAUACCCAGCACCCACAUACUACGCACAUUUAGCUGCAUUUAGAGCACGAAAUUAUCUUAAUGGGCAUUCGAUUGACAUGGAAAAUUUGAAAGCAACAGAACAACGUUUUCUAAUUCAAAAUAAUUUCCAUAAGAAUAGUCCUAUGUUUUUCGUUUAAUAAUUACAAUCAUUUGUUAAAUUGUUAGUUAAGUGUAAUCUUAAUUAAUAUUCAAUAAGUUUUUAAUGAAGGCAAUUAAUAUGAUAAGUUUUCAAUGGGGGCAUCAAUCUUCUAAUUUGUAUAUUUUGUUUGUUAAUAAAAAUUUACACAUUUAUAUGAGUACACGUUAGUUAAGUUUAAUCUUAGUUAAUAUUCAAAAAUUAAAUUUUCAAUGAAGGCAAUUAAUAUGAUAAGUUUUCAAUUGGGGCAUCAAUUUUCGGCUGAACUUCUAAUUUGUAUAUUUUAUUUGUUAUAAAAAAUUGACGCAUUUAUAUGAGUACACAUUAGUUAAGUUUAAACUUAAUUAAUAAAAAAUAAAUUUUCAAUGAAGGCAAUUAAUAUGCUAAGUUUUCAAUUGGGGCAUCAAUUUUCAGCUGAACUUUAAUUUAUAUAUUUUAUUUGUUAAUAAAAAUUUACACAUUUAUAUGAGUGCACGUUAGUUAAGUUUAAUCUUAACUAAUAUUCAAUAAAUAAGUUUUUAAUGAAGGCAAUUAAUAUAAGUUUUCAAUAGGUGCAUCAAUUUUCGGCUGAACUUCUAAUUUGUAUAUUUUAUUUGUUAAUAAAAAUUGACACAUUUUUAUGAGUGAUCUUAAAAUGCUGAAUUAACCCAAGAAUGAAAUGCGGCGAGAGAUGAGAAAAUUAUAUUUCAAUGAAAAUCAUGUGUGUCACUUCGUUUGUCGCCCAUAUCACUCUGGUAUAAAUUUAUUUUAACUCUUUUUUAUAUUUAGAAAAUUUUAAUUAUGUUGUUUUAGUUACAAUCUUCUAAUUUUUCGAUUGCACCUUUCUUUUUAAUACUAUAACUCAUUUUUGUUUUAAAAAUGUCAUAAUAAA